This is a messenger RNA of Penicillium angulare, 1407 nucleotides long. RefSeq names its product D-3-phosphoglycerate dehydrogenase. Bases 1 to 1407 code for a protein of 468 amino acids. The transcript is spliced from 7 exons. Gene Ontology annotation, molecular function: NAD binding; oxidoreductase activity, acting on the CH-OH group of donors, NAD or NADP as acceptor. Lineage: Eukaryota; Fungi; Ascomycota; Eurotiomycetes; Eurotiales; Aspergillaceae. The record is from RefSeq and is a predicted model, not a curated record.
AUGUCGUCCGCCAGAGAUAUUCGUCCCCGCCAGGAUGACCUGGGUGUUCAAACUCAAUACAUCUCGACCUCGCCUUCAGCUUCAUUCCACUCCCCCUCCAGCCACACCUCGGCUCUUAACCGCACAAUUCCUGUGAUCAAUGCCAAGCACCUGAAGCCCUUUGCGACAACAGACAUCAAGGUCCUACUUUUGGAGAAUGUGAACCAGGCUGGUCGUGACAUGCUCCAGCAGCAGGGUUACCAGGUGGAAUUCCUCAAGUCCUCUCUCCCAGAGGAUCAACUCAUUGAGAAGAUUCGUGACGUACAUGUUAUUGGUAUCCGUUCAAAGACCAAGCUCACCGAGCGCGUCUUGAGGGAGGCUAAGAACCUCAUUGUCAUCGGUUGUUUCUGUAUCGGAACCAACCAGGUUGACCUGCAGUGUGCCGCUGCCCAAGGUGUCGCCGUCUUCAACUCACCAUUCAGCAACUCCCGCAGUGUCGCUGAGCUGGUCAUCGGUGAGAUCAUUGCCCUUGCCCGACAAUUGGGUGAUCGUUCCAAUGAGAUGCACAACGGCACAUGGAACAAGGUCAGCAAUAAGUGCUGGGAAAUCCGUGGCAAGACAUUAGGUAUCAUCGGAUACGGUCACAUUGGUGCUCAAUUGUCUGUGUUGGCGGAAGCCAUGAGCAUGUCAGUCAUCUAUUUCGAUGUCUUGAACAUGAUGUCCCUGGGUACUGCUCGCCAGGUCGAGUCCUUAGAUCAGCUUUUGGCCCAGGCCGAUUUCAUUACCUGCCAUGUCCCCGAGCUUCCCGAGACCAAGGGCAUGAUUGGCAAGGCCCAAUUCGAGAAGAUGAAGACCGGCAGCUACUUGAUCAAUGCCAGCCGUGGAACCGUUGUAGACAUCCCUGCUCUCAUUGAGGCCAUGCGCAGUGGCCGUGUUGCCGGUGCCGCGUUGGACGUGUACCCCAACGAGCCCGCUGGAAACGGCGACUACUUCACCAAUGACCUGAACGAAUGGGCUGCCGACCUCCGAUCAUUGAAGAACCUUAUCCUUACCCCUCACAUUGGAGGAAGUACUGAGGAGGCCCAGAGCGCCAUUGGUGUGGAGGUUGCUCAAGCCCUCACCCAAUACGUCAACGAGGGUACCACACUGGGCGCUGUUAACCUGCCCGAGGUCACUCUCCGUUCUUUGACCAUGGACGAGCCCAACCACUGUCGCGUUGUUUAUAUCCACAAGAACAUUCCUGGUGUGCUGCGAAAAGUCAACGAGAUUAUCGGUGACCACAAUGUCGAUAAGCAAAUGACCGACAGCAGAGGCGAUGUUGCCUACCUGAUGGCUGAUAUCAGCGACGUGAAUGCCGAUGUCAUCAAGGACUUGUAUGAGAGAUUCGAGAGUCUGUCCUCCCGAAUUAUGACCCGCAUUCUAUACUAA